CACGCCCAAUUUCUGAGUGGAGGAGAGACUUAGAGCUUGAGGCCCAUCAGCACCUUCGACUGCCAACACUCAAAGCAGAAACCCAAAUAAGUUUUCGUCUUUAUAAAGCUCAAAAACCCUAAAGUUUACUUACUGUUUCUCUUCAGCCGUCGAAAAUGUCGAAGCGAGGACGUGGAGGGUCAGCUGGUAACAAGUUUAGGAUGUCACUUGGUCUGCCAGUGGCAGCUACAGUGAACUGUGCUGAUAACACUGGUGCUAAGAACCUCUAUAUCAUUUCGGUGAAGGGAAUCAAGGGCCGCCUUAACCGCUUGCCAUCUGCUUGUGUUGGAGAUAUGGUUAUGGCUACUGUCAAGAAAGGGAAGCCUGAUCUCCGGAAGAAGGUCUUGCCUGCUGUCAUUGUGAGGCAGCGCAAGCCUUGGCGCAGAAAGGAUGGUGUUUACAUGUACUUUGAAGAUAAUGCUGGUGUCAUUGUGAAUCCAAAGGGAGAAAUGAAAGGUUCUGCCAUAACUGGUCCAAUUGGGAAGGAGUGUGCUGAUCUGUGGCCAAGGAUUGCUAGUGCGGCCAAUGCCAUUGUUUAGGAGUUCAAAUUUUUAGAGAUUUUGUUGCUCUACCUCGGACUAAUUAUAGUUUGCUGGAUCAAGAUUUGUUAUAUUUAGUUUUUGUUUGAUCAGAAUAUCAUUUGGAUGCUUUUGAUUUGAUUUUGGAUUUGAAGAUGGAAUAAAAAAAUAAAACACUCAUGCAUGCAUUCAAUCAUUGUA
Molecule: messenger RNA, 758 nt
Organism: Durio zibethinus
Lineage: Eukaryota; Viridiplantae; Streptophyta; Magnoliopsida; Malvales; Malvaceae
Product: large ribosomal subunit protein uL14x/uL14z/uL14y
Biological process (GO): translation
Cellular component (GO): ribosome; cytosolic large ribosomal subunit
Molecular function (GO): large ribosomal subunit rRNA binding; structural constituent of ribosome
Source: RefSeq, a predicted model, not a curated record